UAAAAAGACGGGAGAAUAUUUGUUUCGUAUCAGCAUGGGAAGCCAAACGAAGCCUUUCCGUUCUGCCGAUGCAUCCUUCAUGGAUUACGUUGCAUACGGCCCAAGGGGCGACGUGUUUUAUAGUGGCCAAACGAACCAACCUCCUGCUCCACGGCAGUCCAUAAAUCCAUCGAAUGUAUUCCCACCGAUCGGUACCUUCAGCAUCGAAACGACCACGAUGGCGGCCCCGAAUCAAGGUGUGUUUGGCGGUGGCGAUGCGAUGAGUGUGCUGGGUAACGCUGGCACAACGGGCACCAUCGGGGUGUUCAAUGCGAACGCCAUGAUGAGCGUACCGAAUAACAUGAGCAAUGCGAACAAUGCUUACUCGACCGGCCAGACCACCAAUGGUGUCGACGCUAGCCAGGGAACGCGCGAAACUGGCAUCAUUGAAAAAUUGCUACAUUCGUACGGGUUUAUUCAGUGCUGUGAGCGACAGGCUCGACUCUUCUUCCACUUCUCGCAGUUUGGUGGCAAUAUCGAACAUCUGAAGAUAGGUGAUCCGGUGGAGUUCGAGAUGACGUACGAUAGACGCACCGGGAAGCCGAUCGCUAGCCAGGUUACGAAAAUCGCACCGGAGGUAGUAUUGUCGGAGGAGCGCGUUACCGGCACCGUUACGACCGAGCUGAAGUGCGAUUCGGCCCCGUCCGGUACCACUAGCUCGACAACUUCGAGCGACACUACAACUGGGCGGAUUAGCUACGAAAACCGGGGCGAAUGUUUCUUCCUACCGUAUACCAAAGAUGAUGUCGAAGGGAACGUUUCGCUACGUUCCGGUGACAAGGUUAGCUUUCAGAUAGCUACGAAUCAAAGAGGUAACCUCGGAGCUUGUCACAUUCGACUGGAAAACCCGGCUCAUCCGGUAAAGUAUCGUGGUGUGGUGUGCUCUAUGAAGGAUACGUUCGGCUUUAUAGAGCGGGCAGAUGUGGUGAAAGAAAUCUUUUUCCAUUUCUCCGAGGCGGACAAUACUAUCGAACUUCGUCCUGGUGAUGAUGUGGAAUUUAUUAUUCAAACCAGAAAUGGAAAAGAGGUAGCUUGCAAUAUUGCCCGUUUGCCACCCGGAUCAGUUAUCUUCGAGGAUGUCGAUACAACCAUCUACAAGGGACAGGUGCUAAAGCCGCUUGAUCGCAAUAAUCCUGCUCGCCAGCAAACAAACGAUCCGCUCCCGGGACGUAUACGUUAUCGUGCUGCCGAUCACUCGGAGGUAGAAGUGCCAUUCGGUGACAAGGAUCAGAAGGGUGACUACACGCUGCGCCACGGUGAUUGGGUACAGUUUUUGCUAGCGACCGACCGUCGCGAUCAGCUGCAACGGGCCACCUCAAUCUCUCUGCUGGACGAAACAUUCCAAGUGAGCGGUGAAAAGCGCGAACAAGGCGUUGUGGCUUCGCUGAAGGAAGGAUUCGGUUUUUUGCGCUGCGUCGAACGCAGUGUUCGAUUAUUUUUCCAUUUUACGGAAGUGCUGGAUACGAGUCGCGAAAUUUGCAUUGAUGACGAAGUUGAGUUUACCGUCAUUCAGGAUCCUGGCUCUAGCUUCGCCAACAACCGUCAGAGCGCAAUCCGUAUCAAGCAUUUGCUGAUUGGCACGGUUAAAUUCGAGACGCUUAUCGAGAGCAACAUUGAAGGCGUCGUGUCACGCGAGGCACCGAAAAGUCCUAUCAAAUCUCAAGAACGCACCGAGGGUGGCGUUAUUACCUACGGCCCAAACAAAAAGACUAUAAUGUAUUUCUUGAAAGAUUGUGAUAAGCCACCACGUGUGGGUGAUAAAGUCAGAUUCAAUAUUUGUCAGGUUAAACGUAACAAAGAGUUGAUCGCAACGAACAUUGUGGAGAUCACUUCCAACACGCAUCAGGCACUGCAACAGCAGCCACUUCUGCUCCAACAACAACCAUUGCAGCAGCAAUCUCCAAUUGCUGUAGAUACGCAGCUUACGAUUGGCUCUGUUCAAUCGUCGCAAUCACCAAACUCUGCUCUUACUAACGGUUCCAGAACCAAUGGCAACUCGGUAACGAAGUCCAACUACACCAAUGGUAACAUAAAACCGGGAAAAAUUCAACAUGGAUUCAUUGCAGUUUUGAAGGAAAAUUUUGGUUUCAUUGAAACGGUUGAGCACGAUCAGGAAGUGUUUUUCCACUUUAGUAACUUUAUCGGUAAUAGCAAUACUCUAGAAUUGGGUCAGGAAGUGGAAUACACGCUCUCUACCCGUAAUGCCAUCAAUGCCGGCAAUUGCAUCCCGGCAGAGAACGUUAAGGUACUGCCGAAAGGCACAAUUCAGCAGCCUAAAGUUCUACCGUCAAGCUUCAAUGGAUCUGUACUGCGCCCGUUACGCUGUAUCAAUCCGGAGCAGGUGGAGUACAGUGGGCUGGUACAGGUGAAGAACGAACAUGGCGACACGCUGUCAACGCAUGAGUUCGGUAUUACUAGUUUGAAGAACCAUCGCGAUCUGCUGCAGAAAGAUGAUGUGGUAACGUUCAAGAUCGAUGAGCUAAAUCGUGCAAUGGAGAUUGCUCCCGUUCGUACUAAAAAGCAGGCAAAGGUUGAUUCAAUUAAGGGGCAGUUUGGAUUUUUGGAUUUCGAAGUGGAGGAAGGAAAAAAGCUGUUUUUCCACAUGUCUGAUGUUCAGGGCAACGCUAACCUCUAUCUGGGUGAUACGGUGGAAUUUUCCAUCGUCACUAAUCAGGCAAGUGUAUAGUAUG
Molecule: messenger RNA, 2729 nt
Organism: Anopheles maculipalpis
Lineage: Eukaryota; Metazoa; Arthropoda; Insecta; Diptera; Culicidae
Gene: Unr
Product: cold shock domain-containing protein E1
Exons: 9
Coding region: 35-2725 (896 amino acids)
Molecular function (GO): nucleic acid binding
Source: RefSeq, a predicted model, not a curated record